This is a messenger RNA of Pelobates fuscus (common spadefoot toad), 2789 nucleotides long. RefSeq names its product heterochromatin protein 1 binding protein 3 (gene HP1BP3). Bases 100 to 1665 code for a protein of 521 amino acids. Gene Ontology annotation, molecular function: nucleosome binding; DNA binding. Gene Ontology annotation, cellular component: nucleus; chromosome; nucleosome. The record is from RefSeq and is a predicted model, not a curated record. Gene Ontology annotation, biological process: heterochromatin organization; nucleosome assembly. NCBI's taxonomy places the organism in Eukaryota, Metazoa, Chordata, Amphibia, Anura, Pelobatidae. The transcript has 12 exons.
CCAGGCGCCGUGCACGCUGAGGGGGCGUGGUUAGCAGGGAGAGCGCGCGACGGCAGUACGUUAUUCAGCUCCGGAGCUCGAGGUUGAAGAGUUUUCACCAUGCCGAUCCGUCGUGCAGUCAAUUCAUCCACCCAAGAAAGUGCGCCUAAAAACCGUGCCACUGACAGUGAAAAAAAAGCAGAGGCUGAUGCCAGCUCUGAGGAAUCUGCUUCCACUGGGGAAGAGCAGGAGACUGAAACGCCCCCGGCUACUUCCAGCGAGGCCGAGCAGCCCAAGGAGUCUGAGGCUGAUGAAGAGAAAAAAGCUGAAGGGGAAGUAGCAGAAGAGACCAAGAAAGAUGGAGAAAAGGAACCGUCAAAGGAAAAAGAUAAGAAAGUGAAAAAGACCAUCCCGUCAUGGGCCACUCUCUCUGCUAGCCAGAUGGCUAGAGCUCAGAAGCAGACUCAUAUGGCUUCCUCGUCUCGUCCAAAAAUGGAUGCCAUCCUUACAGAGGCCAUUAAGGCCUGUUUCCAGAAAUCUGGGGCGUCUGUGGUUGCAAUCCGAAAAUACAUUAUUGGAAAAUAUCCUUCCCUAGAGUUGGAACGGAGGGGGUACUUGCUCAAGCAAGCUUUAAAACGAGAACUGCAGAGAGGAAUUAUCCGCCAGGUGAAGGGAAAGGGGGCAUCUGGCAGCUUUGUGGUUGUGUCAAAUUCUGGCAAAUCGGCGCCAAAAUCCAAAGACAAAAAGAAGAACAGCUCAUCAAGUGCUGGUGAUCAGCCCGUGAAGCUGGAAGACAUCUUGCCUCUGGCCUUCACCAGACUUUGUGAACCUAAGGAGGCAUCCUACAGCCUCAUCAAGAAAUAUGUGUCCCAGUAUUACCCCAAGCUCAAGGUGGAUAUCAGACCCCAGAUGCUAAAGAAUGCCCUGCAGAGAGCAGUUGAAAAGGGUCAGCUGGAGCAGAUCACAGGAAAGGGAGCUUCUGGUACAUUCCAGGUGAAGCGGGCAGGAGAUAAACCUCUUCUGAGUGGAGGUGGAUUUGAGGAUGCCAUCCUCUCUGCCAUCACAGCCAUGAAUGAACCCAAAACUUGCUCGACGACAGCCAUCAAGAAAUACGUGCUGGAAAAUCAUCCUGGUGGAAACGCCAGCUUCCAGGUUCAUCUGCUAAAAAGAACACUGCAGAAGUGUGAGAAGAAUGGCUGGAUGGAGCAGAUCUCUGGCAAGGGUUUCAGUGGAACAUACCAACUCUGCUUCCCCUAUUAUCCCAGCCCCUACGUGCUGUUCCCUGAGAAAGCAGAGGAGCAGGAUGAAGAUGAAGAAUCUGGAGAUGAAUCUGAAGAGGAGGAAGAAGAAGAAUCCGAAGAGGAGUCUGAAGAAGAACCUCCUCCAAAAAGAAGGAUGCAGAAGAAAGCAGCUCCUCGAAAAUCCAGGUCCAGAGCCCCUCCACCCAAGCCCAAGAAGAGCGCACCUGCUCCUAAGGGCAAGGCAAAGAGUGCUCCAAAAAAGGCUCCUGCACCUCCACCUUCCAAAGCUAAAAAGGGCAAGUCAGCUCCCCCACCCCCUCCCCCUCCUGCCUCCAAGAAAACAGCCAGCCGGUCCUCCAAGAAACCAGUAACAGGAAAGAAGGAAGCAAAGCCUGCAGCAAAGGCCAAGGCAAGCCGCAGGAAGUCCCUGAGAACAAGGAAGUGAAACCAGGAAGGUGUAAAUAAAGCACCUUCAGGAUGAUGCGCAAAAGGAAGCGGUUCUAGUAAAUUUACAGAGAAGAGAAACCUUUUCUAAGUUUAAUGUGCAUUUUCAUUUUCUCCUUCUAAACUCCCGAAACCUUUCUGUACACUUCCUGAUGCAAUAUUAAGAACCUUUCUUUUCCUUUUUUCCUUUUCUUUUAUAGUUUUAGAUAUAGCCUAUGUGUGUACCUGCCAGUUUCCUCUCUAGCCUCAGACAGAAACCAGCAAGUGCUCUGCUCUCACUUUCUUUAAUCAUGUGUCCUUGCUCCUUUUCCAUCACGUGAUGUCAAGUGUUUAAACAACCUUUUAUUUAAAAAUGAAAAAGAUUCAGAUUUUUUUUUCUUUCUAUUUUUAGCUAAAAUGUGUUUUAUGUUUUUGUUUUGAUUACUUGAUCGUCAGGGAAUGUUAAAAGGAAUCCGUUAGAAGCCUGCUCUUCCACCUUCCAAAUAAAACGCUUUUUGUAGCAGUUUGGUUUACUGUCCCUGCUAUAUUUUUGUUCAUCCUGUCCACUUUACAACUGGUUGUUUUCAAAAAGGUGCUUACACAGUCCCCCUUCCGUCAGGCUGUCACAUGACGCUAAUGUGAAAUAGUGCGGUUUGCAUUAAAUCUCUCCCGGCUUUACUUAAGGAAAGCAGGGCUGCCGGCCUGUCUUCCUGUUUGAAUUCUUACCUACUGAGAUUAUCAUUAUCCUAGUAAUUGCAGCGUUGUGUGCUCAGCCAUUGAUUUGUAUAGUUUGUUUUAGGUUCUGGUUACCAUUUUUGUCCACUUUCAUUUAAUCUUUAUUAAUGCAUUUAACAUGGGUUAUUGUUUUGUUUUUUGGGAGAGGGGGGGGAGAUCACGUGCUGUUCUCUUCCCCACUACCAACCCCCAAACACACAAUGCUAGUUUUAUCCAUAAGUACUCCAGGGCAGUGGUUACUCCUGAAGCAUGUACAAAGAAAGAAGAAAGUAGGAAUUUGUGUCUCUUUUUUAACCAAUUGUGUCUUUAUUUUAAUGUUUGCCAAUUUGUAAAGACUUGAGUGAGGAUAGACAUGUAAACCCAUGGGUAUUCUGCUGUUUGCUAUAAUAAAAGAACUAGAUUCUGCUAGAA